Ctenocephalides felis (cat flea) is the source of this 507-nucleotide messenger RNA. RefSeq names its product 1-phosphatidylinositol 4,5-bisphosphate phosphodiesterase classes I and II-like. Gene Ontology annotation, molecular function: phosphatidylinositol-4,5-bisphosphate phospholipase C activity. NCBI's taxonomy places the organism in Eukaryota, Metazoa, Arthropoda, Insecta, Siphonaptera, Pulicidae. The transcript has 5 exons. The record is from RefSeq and is a predicted model, not a curated record. The coding region runs from base 1 to 507 and encodes 168 amino acids. Gene Ontology annotation, biological process: lipid metabolic process; phosphatidylinositol-mediated signaling.
AUGGUGCUUCACGUUCCUGGUGAAUGCCUCAAAAAUAGUAGGCUGGUCGCUUCCGGCGUCGCUAUCGUAUCAGUAUUGGAUUACGGCGGUGCUUCGAAUCAAUAUACCUUCGUGCCCGACAUAAGUGCUAAGGAAGUCCUGGAAGCAAUUGCGGAAGCCGCUUUCAAAACCAGCGAUUAUCCUGUGUUAUUAUCGUUUGAGAACCACUGCAACCCUAGACAGCAGGCGAAGAUAGCUUCGUAUUGCAGAGAUAUUUUUGGUGAGAUGCUUCUAGCGGAACCGCUCGAAGCAUUUCCCUUAGAGCAGGGCGUUCAGCUACCUCCACCAGCCGCCCUGAAACGGAAAAUAAUCAUCAAAAACAAAAAGAAACAUCAUCAUCACCAUCACCAUCAUCAUCACAAAAAGACUGCUCAGACAGUUGCCGCCGAGGAACUAAAUACCGGUAAUGGAGACUUACCACAUCACGCGCCGCCACUUCAGGUUUAUAGGGAUAUACGUGCAAUUUAA